Molecule: messenger RNA, 1984 nt
Organism: Cottoperca gobio
Lineage: Eukaryota; Metazoa; Chordata; Actinopteri; Perciformes; Bovichtidae
Product: FAD-dependent oxidoreductase domain containing 1
Biological process (GO): mitochondrial respiratory chain complex I assembly
Cellular component (GO): cytoplasm
Source: RefSeq, a predicted model, not a curated record
UUUGACUUUUAGUCGACCUCGCUGUCAGAUUUCACUGUUCAAACUAUUUCAGGAUAACACUUGGAACAUUUUAAUUUUUUUAACACAUUGCUGUUUUGGUUUGUUACUGCUUCGUUAGCCGACCAGCUAACUAGCUAACUAGCUAGUUAGCUCGCAGCAAUGUCAACGUGGCGCGGGCUGCAUGUGAAGGUGCGGACGGCUCAUGGAUUACUUACAGCAACCUCCAGACGGGUGACACAACGACACACAUGGAUGUAUGGACAUUUAACAUUAUGUCAAAGCCUAAGUACCGGCAGACCUCUCCGGGAUGACUUCUUCAAAGACCUGGAAGCCCAGAUGGUCGCUAUGAGGAAGAAGGUGUCCUUAGCUCUGCCAGGGAGCAACUGGAGUCCCAUGGAGAUAAACCCGUUGCUUCCACCGGAGCGGGCCGACAUUGUGAUCGUGGGGGGCGGUGUGAUGGGCUGGUCAAUCGCCUACUGGCUCAAGCAGAAGGAGCGGGUGCGAGGAGGGGUGAAAGUUGUUGUGGUGGAGAAGGACUCAACGUACUCCCAGGCCUCCACCGUGCUGUCUGCUGGGGGCAUCCGACAGCAGUUCUCCCUCCCCGAGAACAUCUGCCUCUCCCUGGCCUCCGCAGAGUUCAUGAGGAACAUCAAUGAACACCUCGGCGUGUUGAAUGAAGACCCGGUGGACCUCCAGUUCAACCACUCGGGUUACCUCUUCCUGGCCAGUGAGGAGGUGGCUCACAUCAUGCAGGAGAACUACAACACCCAGAGGAGCAUUGGAGCCGAAGUUUGUCUUCUGUCUGCGACACAAUUAAAGGAGAAGUUUCCGUGGAUGAACACGGACGGGGUGGCGCUCGCGUCUUAUGGGUUGGAGAACGAGGGCUGGUUCGACCCCUGGACGCUGCUGAACGCCUUCAAGAGGAAAGCCAUCUCUCUGGGGGCCAUUCAGUGCUACGGAGAAGUCACAGACUUUGAUUACAAAACGAUGGUGAUGACGACCGCUGAAGGUGACGACGUGGACCUCAGGAGGAUUCAAUCUGUCAAAGUGCAGAUGAGCAACAGCCUGGAGUACCAGCCCGUGGAGUGUGCCAUUGUGGUGAAUGCAGCCGGAGCCUUUUCUGCUAAACUGACCGAGAAGCUGGGAAUCGGCUUCGGGCCGAAACACUCCAUCGAUGGAGUCCCACUUCCUGUUGAGCCUCGCAAAAGGUACGUGUAUGUGUUCAACUGUCCCGACGGUCCAGGUCUCGACACUCCCUUCCUGGUCGAUUAUUCUGGAGUUUAUUUCCGAAGAGAAGGAUUAGGAGGAAACUACAUCGUGGGGACUUCGCCAGUUGAGGCGGAGGAGCCGGACACCAGUGACCUGGAGGUCGACCACCAGUUCUUUGAGGACAAGCUUUGGCCCCACUUGGCCUCCCGUGUUCCAGCCUUCGAGAAGCUGAAGGUGACGAGUGCGUGGGCAGGUUUCUACGACUACAACACCUUCGACCAGAACGGCAUCAUCGGGACGCACCCGCUCAUCAACAACAUGUACUUUGCCACCGGGUUCAGCGGCCACGGCCUGCAGCACUCCCCCGCCGUGGGCCGGUCUGUGGCCGAACUCAUCCUGGACGGACAAUUCAUGACGUUGAACUUGAGCCGCCUCGGCUUCAAACGCAUCCUGUCCCAAGAACCCAUGCUGGAGAAGAACAUCGUGUAGCGGAGCAGCUGGGACCUCGACGCCUACACUUCACACUGUUACUACAGCCAAUAUAUAUAUAUAUAUAUAUAUAUAUAUAUAUAUAUAUAUAUAUAUAUAUAUAUAUAUACACACACAUAUAUACAUAUUCUGUUUCAUUGUCUGAGGCUCUGGCCUAUGAGACUUCAUUGAUUCGUAAACAUAUAAAGGGAUGAUAUUUUUAUUUUUUAUUUUAAAUAUUCAUUAUUGUAUCAUGACGCAGCCUUUUUCUGACCUCUUGAAUCAAUACAGAUCAAUUUUAAUGUUU